Messenger RNA from Rhagoletis zephyria (snowberry fruit fly), 5383 nucleotides. RefSeq names its product phosphodiesterase 6 (gene Pde6). Gene Ontology annotation, biological process: signal transduction. Gene Ontology annotation, molecular function: protein binding; 3',5'-cyclic-nucleotide phosphodiesterase activity. NCBI's taxonomy places the organism in Eukaryota, Metazoa, Arthropoda, Insecta, Diptera, Tephritidae. The record is from RefSeq and is a predicted model, not a curated record.
AACCAGGAAAACUUAAGCCACCAGCUGUUCCUCAACUUUGCUAGUUGGGACUCCCAGGUUGGAAACGUGCACAUCGGAAACCAAACACAUAACAGGCUAAUACUUACAUAGGUAUUAUCUAGAGAGUACACAAAUGAUGAACUUCUACUUCUACGAAAUAAGCGAUGCAUAAUUCCUUCAAAGAAACAAGUAACGCUAAUAUAAACAUAACACACACUUGUGACCAUUUAACUUUUAUCUGACGGAAGUAUAGAAAUAAACACAAAAUAAAUGUAAUCUCGAAGAAAAGGAAAGCGCCCAGUAUAACAGCAGCUUAGUACAUCAGAAGAAAGCCAACAGGCGAAAAGUUGUGUGUAGCAGAAAAUUCGCCAGAAUACGUAACAAAAACUCAUUCGAAAAGUGAAAAUCAAAGUGCAAAAACCCCACAGCAGAAGCAACUAAAAUUAGAAAACGAACAUCAAUUAUCUGCUUAGCAGCAGGUGUAGGGGAUAAAAGUAAACAGACAGGAUAACCAGGCGACGGACGUCAGAAUACAAAACACAACGGGUUGCUUGUUAACCACUACCACUUGAGCCGUUACGAACGUGUGAUCUGACUGACUGCUGUAUAAGUGUGUGAGUGGAAAACCGACAAGGCAACGAAAUUGGAUUAGAGCUGUAGAAUCGAACAAAUCUGACGUUGUACUUAGUGCAAACAGUAUUGCCCAGUGUGUGUGUGUGCGUACGAAUGUGCUGGUAACAGGGCAAGUGGGCGCAUAACGGAACCUGGCGGAAGCUUAAGAGCUUUGAGCGCAACAAAUUACAUAUUCGCAAGUGUCCAGGAACUUGAAGUGAAUGAGGGCGCACGUUUCAGCAAAUGUAUACUUGGUACAUGUACCUACUUGUGAACAAAAUUGACAGCCGAUCGAAGAUAGUUACUGUCAAUUAAACCUGUAAGUUUAACGGAACGCAAAAACGCGCACAAGCACUGAUGUAUGUAGUUACUAAAAACAUAUCUUGAGUCAGGCAAUGUAGGAGCGAGUAACUGUAUGCCAAAUGUGAGUGAACGGCUAUUGAACUGGUUGCGCUCAUGCCAAUGAUUUCCUCAAGAAAUUUCAUAUAUGAGCAGCAACAACAAAAUCAACAACCUAACACAUACCUAAUUAAAAAUGACAGAUGUGUCACCGACAGCUGCACCAACAGCAACGACAACGCCAACCGCAGCAGGCACUGCAACAUCUCCGGUUGCCACGACAGCAGAUGGCGACUUAACUGGCUCUUUGCUCAAAAGCAAAGUUAGCUCUAUCGAUGACCCCGAUGCCAGCAUAAAUAAAUCUUUUACAAAUGGAGAUGGUCAUCACGUGGACAAAUUGCCGUCACUUAUAAAAACUGAUAAGCCACACUUGAAUCAAAACAACAACGAGGGUGUAGUCGAUAGCGGCGACAGCAUGACAACCAGCUUGUCCAGCAAACGCUCCUCUUGCGGUUCAGUUCACUCACCCACAGCAGACGGAACGAGUUCGCGUGAACGCACACAAUCCACCGACAAUGGCGCCACCACUACCAGUACCAGCAACAACAGCGCAACUAACUCGAUAUCCGCUUGUGACAUGGCGACGCUAAAGCAUUCCCCCAGCAAUAGCGCAGACAAUACGGCUCUCAAUUCGCCGGUGAGUUGUUGUAGUCCGAUUGCGCACGCGACGACGCCGACGAUGCCGACGACGACAACUGCAGCAGCGGCCGAGCGGGCAGCCGCAUGCAGUAAUGGCGGCAAAGUUGCCCGACGUGAAGCCACGCAACAAGAAGUAGACGAAGUGGCGCGUUUGUUCGAGGAAAAGCCGGAAGCAUUCGAGAAAUGGCUGAUGGAGCGUGCACCGCCAGAGGCAUUGGCGCGAUUGCAUGAAUUCAUCGAUUCCCGAAAACCCCCGAAACGACCAUCAGUGACAUCCGAUCUGUUUCAGCAAUGGAUGGCGGCGUCACCUGUGCCGCAGAAAUCCCAAUCUCGCUCACUGUCCACAUCCUCUGGCAAUUCAGUACUGGAUAGUCGACGACAUUUAAUGGAAUUGGAUGAAGGUGAACUAUUCAUGGAGUUGAUUCGUGAUGUGGCCAAUGAAUUGGACAUUGAUGUGCUGUGUCAUAAAAUUCUCGUGAAUGUGGGGCUGCUUACUCAUGCAGAUCGUGGCUCAUUGUUUUUGGCCAAGGGACCACCGAACAAUAAAUACCUGGUUGCAAAGCUCUUCGAUGUGACACAAAAGACAGCGCUCAAGGAUGCUGUUAAGAAGGCUAAAUUGGAAGAGAUACGAAUACCGUUCGGCGUUGGCAUUGCCGGCAUGGUGGCGCAAACUAAGGAGACGAUCAACAUAAAGGAAGCAUACAAGGAUGCACGUUUCAACUGUGAGAUAGAUUUAAAGACUGGCUAUAAAACGAAUGCAAUAUUAUCGAUGCCCAUUUGUAAUUACGAAGGUGAUGUUAUUGGAGUAGCACAAAUUAUCAAUAAAACGAAUGGUUCCAUGGAAUUUAGCGACCAUGAUGUAGAGAUCUUUCGUCGUUACCUGACCUUUUGUGGCAUUGGCAUACAAAAUGCCCAACUAUUCGAGAUGUCCGUCCAGGAAUAUCGACGCAAUCAAAUACUUUUGAGCUUGGCGCGCAACAUAUUCGAAGAGCAAAACAAUUUGGAAUGCUUGGUAACGAAAAUUAUGACUGAAGCGCGUGAGUUGCUGAAAUGCGAAAGAUGCGCGGUGUUUUUAGUGGAUUUGGAUUGCUGUGAAGCGAGUCACUUGGAGAAGAUUAUUGAAAAGCCAAAUCAACUUCAAAGUCGAUUAACUCGCGCCAUUAAAGAUGUUGAGGACGAUGAAAAGGAUGACAAGCAAAAGACGCGCACCCGCUUUACGGUGCUUUUCGAGCUGGGCGCCUCCAAUCAAUCGGCCAACAUUUCUCGUCCCUCCGUCAAUGAUCUAUGCAAUUCCACGUUGGCGCAGAUUGCACAAUUUGUUGCGACAACCGGUCAGACGGUAAACAUUAGCGAUGUACAUGAGUGGGUGCGCGAGCAUAAUCAGAUCCGUACUGAGAACGAGAUGGACGCCACGAAGGCGAUUCUAUGUAUGCCGAUAGCGAAUGCGCAAAAAACGGUAAUAGGUGUGGCGCAGCUGAUCAAUAAGAGCACUGGUCUGCCUUUUACCGACUCAGAUGUUUCAAUUUUCGAAGCUUUCGCUAUAUUUUGUGGCCUGGGCAUACACAAUACGCAAAUGUAUGAGAAUGCUUGCAAACUAAUGGCCAAGCAGAAGGUGGCAUUGGAAUGUUUAUCUUAUCAUGCGACCGCUAGUGCGGAGCAUACUAACAAGCUGGUCAGCGAUAAAAUUGAGUCGGCCGAAAAAUAUGAUCUUUAUAGUUUUAAGUUUAUUGACUUUAAUCUCUGUGAUGAUGACACCUGUCGCGCUGUCUUGCGCAUGUUUCUACAAUGCAAUCUAGUCGCACAAUUUCAAAUACCCUAUGAAGUACUUUGCCGUUGGGUGUUGAGUGUACGCAAGAAUUACCGUCCCGUUAAAUACCACAAUUGGCGUCAUGCACUCAACGUGGCUCAAACUAUGUUCGCUAUGCUGAAGACUGGCAAAAUGGAACGCUUCAUGACUGACUUGGAAAUACUAGGUCUCCUGGUGGCCUGUUUGUGUCACGAUCUCGAUCAUCGUGGCACAAAUAAUGCAUUUCAAACCAAAACCGAAUCACCAUUGGCUAUUUUGUAUACGACAAGCACCAUGGAGCAUCACCACUUCGAUCAGUGUGUAAUGAUUUUAAAUUCGGAAGGCAAUAAUAUAUUUCAGGCACUUUCGCCCGAGGACUAUCGCUCUGUUAUGAAAACCGUGGAAAAUGCUAUACUCUCCACCGAUCUGGCGAUGUAUUUUAAGAAGCGUAAUGCUUUCCUGGAGCUCGUGGAAAAUGGCGAAUUCGAUUGGCAGAGUGAAGAGAAGAAGGAGCUGUUAUGCGGCAUGAUGAUGACCGCCUGUGACGUGAGUGCCAUAGCAAAGCCUUGGGAGGUGCAGCAUCGACUAGCCAAGCUGGUUGCAGAUGAAUUUUUCGAUCAAGGUGAUCUAGAGAAGCUACAAUUGAACACACAACCAAUCGCAAUGAUGGAUCGUGAGCGCAAAGAUGAAUUGCCCAAAAUGCAGGUAGGAUUCAUAGACGUCAUCUGCUUGCCGCUAUAUCGCGUUCUUUGCGACACUUUUCCCUGGAUAACACCACUGUAUGAAGGCACGCUAGAAAAUCGACGCAAUUGGCAAGACUUAGCUGAGAAAGUGGAAAUGGGUUUGACUUGGAUAGAUCAUGAUACGAUUGAUAAACCAGUGGAGGAAUUUGCCGGUUGCGCCGAUGAGGAGAUUAAGGAUAUUGAAUUCACGGUGACCACACUCAAUUGUCAUCCGCAACAACAGCAUGGCGAUGAUGCCUCCACGCCGGAACACCAUCGCGGCAGCACACGACUGAGUAUCAAAAAGACCGGCGCGCUCGGCAAAGCGGUGCGUUCGAAGCUAACAAAAACGCUCUACAACAGCAUGGAUGGCGUCAAACAAAAAUCAUCCUUCAAGCUAUUAGACACUCAUGUGAGUGAAGAUUUAGAUGAUAAAAGUCCAACAAGUCCUUCACAGCCCACGGCAGCAGGCCCCGGUCACAUUUCUGCUUCGUCGUCGACCUCGUCGGCGGGUACUGUCGGCACGGCCGAGAAGUCAAAGAAGCGCUCCAAGCUGUGCUCGCUAUUGUGACGAAAGUCCUCCAAUUAGAAUUUGGUGACCUCCACCGACAAGCACAGCAGCGGUGGAGGGUCGACCGAUGUCUAAUUGGAUAAGAGUUUGGAGUAAAAAAUUUUUCCAAUCACUCACAGCAAAGAAAAGCAUUUUUUGAGUUGUGCAUGGAUGUUAUGUGCUUCUCGCAAAAGUAGAGUAGGCAGAGAAAAGGGAAAAAAAGAGCUAAAAAACCAAACAAGUAAAUAAACGAAUCAAAAUUUUUAAUGAAAAUGAAUGAAACACUGGAUCAAAAAGAAAAUAGAUGAAAUUUUAAAUAGGAAUAAGGAUUCGGCUAAUGCAAGAAAGUCAAAAUAAAAAAUUUUAUAUUUUUAUUUUUUGGUUUUCAAAAGCGUUUGGGGUCGAAAUAUCAGCAAUACGAAAUUAAAAGAUUAAAGAUCUAUUUAUAUUAAAACUUAUUAAAGGAAAACAAACGAGUAAAUAAAGUCUACGUUCAUACAGGCAGCGACAAAAAUAUGCAUACCCUGACGUUUUAACGAUUUUAUUUAUUUAUAUUUACCAUGCAGAAUGUUUCUUCUCUUUUAUAUGAAGCAACACCCUCUGCGAAAAAAAAUUUCAAAAAUCAUUGCUAAUUUUGGGCGCCUUGAAACUUGCACUUUAUUAUACUAAAAUUUA